Messenger RNA from Vitrella brassicaformis, 2158 nucleotides. Lineage: Eukaryota; Vitrellaceae. The record is from the annotation of a GenBank genome assembly.
CACAUAGAGAUCCACACGCAUACCCACACGCACACGCUCAGUCCAGCAGCACUUCAGGGUCAAUCGUGGGCACCAACUCGACAAACUGCCGCUCAAACCUCAGCCUCUCCUCCUGCGUGAAGUGCCACAAACUCUCACCAUCAUCGCCUUCAGCCUCGUGUGCCGCGUCGGGGGAGGCUCGCUGGUCGUGGGUAGUACUACUGGCAGCAGGAGAAGGGCUCAUCAAUGCCGAUCGAACGUACCUGUGGUCACACGGCCAGACAGAAGGGCGGACACCUGUCUCUCUCUCUCUCUCUCUGUGUGUGUGUGUGUCUGUCUGCCUGACUUGAUGUCGUUGGUGUUAGCGACCUCGCAGUGCCCCAUGAGUGCCUCCCCAAAGCUGAUGAGCGUCUCGUCACUGCCUGCACCAAAACACACGUACAGCACCACAGUGACUGCCUGCUCAAUGGUUGGCUGGAUGAGAGAGAAAGCCUGCUGGCCGCUUCCCCCCACCGGACCGACCUACCGGCAAGGAAUGCGGCCGCCAGGGCCUUGCUCUUCUGCAGCAGCUUCCUGUUGACAGUGUGGGCCAUCUUGCCGCCCACAAUGCUCGCAGCCGAUCGAUUCUACACACACACAGAGACACAACGUGAGUGCACAUCGACGUGGUCACGAAUGGGCGUAUACCUCAACGAGCACGCCCCUGAGGAAGCUGCCGAUGGGGUGUUCCAUGGGUGUGUCGCUGACGCGCGGAUCGGCCAGGUCGACGAACGGGCGGAGGGCAUAUGCGGGGUCGAAGAGCACCUGAGACUUUCUCCUGGGUGUCCCUGCCGCCAGGUUGACAACCACAGUCCCCUUGCGGAGAGACCCACGGAGGUCGAUGGACACCUGAUGACAGACACAGACACAGACCUUGUGUCUCUCCCCUUGUGUGCAUUUGAGGCUUACUGCGUCCAGUUGGUAGGGAGGUACGGCGACAACUGUGUGCGUUGAUGAAAGGGGAGAGGGAUCACCUCACAGAUGCGCGUAGGCAAUGCAUCCGGCUGGCUGGUUGGCUGGCUUACUCAGCAGGUCAGCGAAUGCGGCCACCUUGGCGUUGUCAAAGACACAGAGGUGCAGACCCUUGACCAGCGGGCUGCCCUACCACAGACGCAAGACAGGACAAAAACCGUGAGGAACUAGCAGAGCACCCGGGCAGGCCCUUCCCUCCCUCCCUCCCUCCCUCCCCAUCUCACCCGCAGCUCGUCUGCCCUCCGUGUGGACACAGCUAGGCACCUCGGCGACGGCAGCAGCUCUGCACAGGCCAAACGACCAAGAAUCUCCCAGUUCAGACACGCAGGCGCAGGGAUUUAUUCCAUCUCUCGCACCAGCAUGUCUCAGGUAUCUGAGUAUCAGCCCUCCAACGCGCCCCACACCGAUGAGCCCCACGCGGAGCGGCGAGCGUGUUGCCGGCUCAGGCGAAAAUGACCUGCUCUCAUCGUCACCAGCGCCCCUGUGAGACGACGCACUGUCGGCCUCUGACUGACAUGUGGGCCACGCAGGUAGAGACAGGUGCAGGCAGGCAGUCCCCCUUUUGGGGCUUACGGAAGUGCCGCCCUGCAGGUGGGCUUUGACACGAAGGAAGAGCAGUAUCAACAAGGCGACCUGGUACACCAACACCUGCACAGAGAGAGGACCAUACGAGCCGACAAAGAUACACCCAUGCGGCGCAUCCACAGACACGCACCUGUUCCACCACAUCUGCAGCCAGCAGCGCCUGUUGGAAUCGGGGCUCGGGAAUCAGCCGCUCCACCCAAGUGGUCAGCCUGGCGGCCUCCAGCCUUUCGCGAGGCAGCAACUCCGACAAGGCAUCGCUGAGAGCAAAGUGCAUUGCAUGCCUUCCUGUGUGCGUCUUUGUAUCCAUGUUGGCUCACGGUAUGAGAGAGUGCCGCCUGGGCGAUAGUGCGGCCAGCCGGGGUGACGACGCGGCCCUCUUGUACUCCAUGGCCAUCAUGGCCUCCGUCAGCGGCACGUCGGGCAGCGAUAUCCUCAGCUGCCUCGGCAGGGACCCUUCAUUUAUUCUGUCGCUUGUCGGUGAGCCAACAGGGGAGAUGGGGUCGGCAACAGGCUGCUGGGAGUAGGGGGUGGAGUGCGGCACGGCAGCCAUGAGUCCUCUCCUUUCACAACUUGAACCUUCAAG